Diaporthe citri is the source of this 1308-nucleotide messenger RNA. RefSeq lists its product as uncharacterized. The coding region runs from base 1 to 1308 and encodes 435 amino acids. The transcript has 3 exons. Gene Ontology annotation, molecular function: protein binding. The record is from RefSeq and is a predicted model, not a curated record. Lineage: Eukaryota; Fungi; Ascomycota; Sordariomycetes; Diaporthales; Diaporthaceae.
AUGGCGAACAAUAGCACCCUGAAAUUUACCACUCUGCCGGCUGAGAUGCUUCAGGUUAUAGCGUGUCAAGUGCAAAAGAAGAGAGAUUUGCUAUCGCUUUCACUGGUAUCGAAAGCCGUCCAUGACGUCUUCUUGCAGGCAUAUCUCUGGAGAUCAGUUUCUCUCGAGAUCUGCGAAGGCCGUCUGGACAGCUUCCCAUGUUUCGCCCCCAAUAGCGCUUUUCUGAAUUAUACUAGAGACGUACAUUUUUCUUCGGAGUUUGUGAGGAAUAUUGAAGAACGGUGUCCUCAUUUUCAUCAGCACGGCAAUGACAGCGGCGAGGGCGACAUUGACCAAGGCGAAGAUGAUAAUGACCAUAGUGAAGACGAUGUGGGCAGUAGCGCCGACGGGUGUUUCGAUAUCCUGGGGAAGGGGGCAACAUCCGUGCUUAACCAGCUACAGCCCGGGACACUCCGCAGCUUGAGCUGGGAUACAGGGACUUGUCUUCCAAUUCGAAUUUUCGGAGGGGAGGGCAUUAUUGAAAGGAAGAAGCAGCAGCGGAUCGAAUCGCUUUCGAUAACAACAGACUGUACAUGUUACGAAACUCCAGAUUUCGUCAAAGGGGGCCUGGAAACACUGACCAACUUGAAGCGGUUGCGCUGGAGAGCCCCAGACUGUGAUGAUAUACACACCCUCAGCGACAUGAUCCAUACCAACGCCAAGACCCUGAAGUACCUUGAAAUCGAUCUCGUAAACUGGGAAAGGUUUGGGUACUACUGUCAUCGGAACCCAUACGAUGAUGGGCCACGCGGCCUCGAACAUUGGAUGCGGUUUUGGCGGGUGCCAGAAGGGAAGUUUUGGGACCCAACGCACGCGGCUCUGCAGACCCUAUGUCUCACUGAGGUGGCUCUUAGCAGAAAGUCUGUCGGGGUGUUUGAUUUCAGUGUGCUUCGGACUCUCAGGCUCCGUAACUGCGAGAGUUGGGAUAGCUUUCUGGAGCACGCUGUUGGUCUGCACCUGCCGAUAGGCUUAAAGACUCUCGAAAUCACUGCAAAGCCCGGCUUAUUGAGCUGUGGCGCAGAUGAGGUCUUGUUGAGAUUCCUGGAAGCAUUCGGCGGACUCGAAGGCCUCUAUGUGGGAAUCGAAGGCCCCCUGCUACUUAAUGAACUCUGGCCGGGAGUCAUCGCCCACCGUGCAACUCUCAAGAGAUUUGUGCAUCACCAGAGGGGUGAAGGUGUUCAUCCGCAUCUCACGCAGGAGGUUGACGCGGACCUGUUGUUGGACCCUGGCGACGCUUUUCUGCAAACCUUUGACAGAUUUCCAACUUGA